Drosophila gunungcola (fruit fly) is the source of this 3936-nucleotide messenger RNA. Its product is annotated as protein lingerer. Bases 221 to 3226 code for a protein of 1001 amino acids. Lineage: Eukaryota; Metazoa; Arthropoda; Insecta; Diptera; Drosophilidae. The transcript has 8 exons. Gene Ontology annotation, cellular component: plasma membrane; cytoplasm. The record is from RefSeq and is a predicted model, not a curated record.
GAUAGACACGUCCAAAUACCGAUACCAAAAAUGGCGUCGCCAGCGAUCCAAUGAUUUCCCAGUUGCCGUGAGAAAAUUGAAUUUAAAAUGCAGCUUAUUAAGCCCCCAAGUCGGACCGAGUGAAAUGUGAGAUUAAUUAGCGGAAGAACCGAAGAGCCCAAGGCAUGCAAAAGAAGCCCAUCCCAGGCAGGAAUCCACACCGAAGUCAAGGGAAGCGGACAUGGCAGCGGUCGCGAAUGCAAGUGGUGCACCUGUUCCAGCGACUGCAGCCGCCCCUGGAGGAGGAGGGGGUGUGGCUGGCGGUGGAGGAGCAGGUGCCCAGUUCCGGGAAAUACACAAGAACACAUGGCUGAAGCGUUUGACGGCAGAUGGCAAGCGUUUGACCGUGGGCCCCAAGAAAUCGGAGUGCAGCUGGGUGGUUUUCUGCGUCCACGACGAUACGGAAGCCCUGCUUGAGGGCUAUGCGGAACCAAGACAGGCGGCAGGACAUCUACCAGAGUGGGUCGUUUCUCUGCGGGAAACCCUGCACAUCUCCCAUGCCCUCAUCCCCAACUCCCAUGAGUUUGAGUUUGUGGUCACGCUCAGCCACGAGGUGUUGCGCUUCCAUGCUGUCUCUUGGGAAAUUAUGCAAGAGUGGGUGGAAACGCUGCGCUCCAAGCUGCGCGAAAUGAAGAUUCUGUCGCCGCGCGAAAACCUCUACACGAAGCUACCUGAAGUGCGCGCCCCACUGCUGCCCACGCGGGAUCCCACAUCGCCGUUGCCACCACCUCCACCCGUUCCGGCGGCUCUGGUUCCGGGCAUGGAGCGCGUGGUGGCCACCAGCAAUCAGACACAGCCAGUUCCACCUCCUGAGCAGCCCUCCAGUCCAGUGCCCCCCACGCCCUCUGUUCCUGCUCCCGCUCCCGCUCCGGCUGCCAUGUCCAACACCCUGACGCAGCACCUCCUCAACAUGCUCUCCGAUCCCAUCAGCACUUAUAGCGAGCAGAUCAGCGAGUCUGUAGAGCCAACCGCUGGCCAGGAGGACGCAGCGAGCGCCAAGGCAGCCUCAGAGGAGCCCCCGUCCAAUAGCGAUGCUGAUUUGAAUCUCUCGGACGACGAAUACCUGUCGCCACUGCUGCGCAAGGCCUGUGUGCUCACCGAGAAUGGAGUUCGAGUGGACGUCGUAGCGGCCACUGCACAGCGUGCAUCUGCCGAUCAAAUCCUUAAUUUGGAACACAUGCUGCAAUGCGAACGGUUGAUUCCCAGACCACAAACAUCACGCUCUAUGUCCGCUGGUGCGGCUGACAAAUCAAAGAGGUUGCCACGCAAGACCCUCCACUCCCAAUCCUCCAGCGCCGCUGCUGCGAACAGCGAGGAAUCUCAGGACAACAUAACAAUCAUCCAGGUGUCGAAUAUCAGCAUCAAUGGCCAGGAACAGCCGCCCGAACUGCCGCCCAAGAACACCAUCGCAGCCGAGGUGUUUCGCUUUCCAGAGGUAAAGGCAAAGUCCCAGGCGAAUGCCAAGCUGCAGCCAGCGCAGGCACAUCAGGAGUAUAAAAGCAACGUACAAAUCAUUCCGUCCAAUGCCAGUAGCAGUAGCAGUACCAGUACCAGUACCAUUCAAGUCCUGGGCAAACAGCCCAGCAGCAGUAAUCCAUACACUACGCCCGUUAAGAAGAGCUCUUCCAAUGGCCCCAGUCCGCAGGUUGCCGGCACCACCAAGGUUAAAGUGGUGGGCGAGGGCGAGGCCACCACCACGGUGGCUGUUUACGGCACCUGCUAUCCUGCGGCCGGUGGCAGCGCCACCGCCACCGCCUGCUCCUCCUCCACCACCACGUCUUCCUCUGUUAUUCCUGCCAAGCCGCAGACGCCGAGACUGAGCAAGAAGAUAAUACUCAGUGCCAACACUUCGGGCAUCACGAAUAUUAGCGUGAAUAGUGAGCAGGGCAACGACUCCAUCAUCAGUGGCAAUGUGCACUACGAGAAGGUCUUCCUCUCCUCCAGCAUUCCCAUCACCAGCAGAAGUAGUCCCACAAGAGCGGCCAGCACUCAUAACUGCGUCCAACCGGUGGCUAAUGGAAGUCCGGCUCUGCCUCGUCGACGCUUGGCUUCUCCGGCGGCAGCGCAGCCAGUCACACCCAAUGCAUCGGGAAGAGCGGCGCCACAGCUAACACGAGGACUUACCGAAUUAGUAAUUAGUUCGCGGCCCAGCAGAAGGGAUUUCCACUACCUGAAGCUGCUAAACACUCCGCUGAAGACCAAGACAUCCCACAAAACAUCCAGCGCCACGAACAACAACAUCGAGCAACACCCCCAGCAGUCCACGCCCACCAGCUCCACCACUAGUGCGCAAGUAACGCCAGCGCAAAUGAGCAGCGCUUCCAUUGCAACGGACGAUAGCCAGGAGCAGCGCCGGCGCAGCUCGUCCACCUCCGAUGCUCAGGCGCCUCUUCAGCGGGUCCCACAGCCGGCGACCCAGCGAAAUGCUAACAACAACGAGUUUACGCCAUCCCGAAACGGAGCCUUCCGCAUGCAGCCUCCGCCGCAGGGAGCGCCUCCGUCCAGCACCAAUCCCGUCCAUCAGUCGCCCAACAAGCGAUUGACCCUGCGCGAGCAGCAGGUGAUGCAGCUGCGGCGGGAGAUCAUGCAUCCUGGCGGAGUGCGCCUGAAUCUCAGGCGCAAGGACUGCGUCGGCUCCAUCGCCUGGGUGGAUGCCUUUGGUGGCGUUUGGAUUGCUGGCUGGAAGCAAAAGGAGCAUCCGGUGCUCUACAAUGCCCUGCACAUAGGGGAUCAACUGCUCUCCAUCGCAGGCGUGAACAUCAGCAGUGCUGCGGAGGCAAACAAGAUUAUCAGGAACACCAAUACGCUAUUUGUUGAGGUCUUACUGCGUCGCAUUCCGUUUGGCCGGGCAUAUGCCAUUCGACGUGACCGGGAGGGCCAGUGUCUGGGACUAAUUCGAGAUGGAAAUACGUCGACAAUCGUGGACGUUGUGCCAAAUAGCUUGGCCGCACGACACGGCCUUCCGCCCAAGACGCAAUCGUGCGAUGGCAGCUCGCUCACCUUCUGGAUGCUCACCGAGAUCAAUGGUCGUUCACUGAAUCUAUUCUUUAAGGAUCUGGAGAUAAGGGAUCGGUUGAACUCUGUGGGUCGGGAUAUUUCCAUACUGGUGCAGCCGUCGGAUUUGAUAACCAAGCUGAAGAAGCAGCUGAAGUCGCUGCGGGGGUACAAGGAUUACUUAGUGCAGUAGACCGAAGCAUUAACGAUCGAUUCCAUAUAACCACACAUAACUCGUAACUGUAAUAAGCUGUUAUACGCGAAUCUAUUUCGAAUCGCUCCGGGCCAGUAAUCAUUCCAUUUUUUGCGAAUACGUCAACGAACGACGCCACUAUAUAGUCAUCUAGAACUGGUAGAAUCAUUUCGCUAUAAUACGUACUACACACCACACUUACUAUGAUCGAAACUACAUAAAGGACUUAGGUGUAGGUGUAGUGUUGAGGAACAUAUACAAAAACAACCUAUAUAUUUUUGCAAAAUUUUAUAUAAACUCAUACAUAUAUACAACAAAUUGAUCAUAUAUAUAUAGAUAUAUAUACACCAUAUGUUUAGCUAAAACUUUGAGAGGUUACCAAAUUUACACCUUAAAUUUGUUUGGAUGCGGAAAAGCUAUAAGAAAUUUACAACAUGAAAUUCAAGUAUUUUAGGUUAACAUAUACACGCGUAUCACACACACACACCUGUGCAACUUAGUAUCCUUAUGCAAUAUUGGAGUGCCUCUGAUUUUGUUCAUUGAUGUUGUUUUCUUUCAUGUUUCCAUUUGUUUCGUGCGAAAAGACAAAAGCAUCUGUCGUAACUUUUAAGAUGUGAUAAAACUGAGUACUCAAAUUUAGGCAAUUUUUAACGGUACAUUUGUAAAUGCUUUUUGAUUUAUUUUAUAUAUAAGUUUCAGUGGGUAAUUUC